Molecule: messenger RNA, 1361 nt
Organism: Cyprinodon tularosa
Lineage: Eukaryota; Metazoa; Chordata; Actinopteri; Cyprinodontiformes; Cyprinodontidae
Gene: sgca
Product: sarcoglycan, alpha
Exons: 11
Coding region: 115-1311 (398 amino acids)
Cellular component (GO): sarcoglycan complex; membrane
Molecular function (GO): calcium ion binding
Source: RefSeq, a predicted model, not a curated record
AGACGGCGCUCCGGAUGUUGUUAGGUGAGGAGGCAAAAAUAACUCUGGCAGGAGUUUAAGUGUGGCCAAGCCCCCACAUUGCAGCUGGCUCCGUCAGUCCAAGGCCAAAACAAGAUGGCGGAACUCAGGAGCUGGUGUUUCAUUUUAGCAGUGUUUGCUGCCAGCUUGUAUGGGAUCAGUGCAGAAAUCAAAUUUACCACUCCUGUGGGGAGGCUGUUUACAUACGAGGUGAUGAGAGAGAAAUUCCAGAAUGACUUUGAGACGUCAUCAAAACUCUACACUGGGGUUCUACACGAUGACCCCAUGGUUUUUAAGUGCAAGAAGCAGGGGUUUCCUGACCUCCCCGAGUGGCUGCGCUUCAUCCAAAGGCAUCCCUUUGAUAAUGGCUUCCUGUACGGCACGCCAAUGUCUCCAGGAAAAUAUUUCAUUGAGAUUUAUGCAAUCAACAAAAUCAGCUAUGAUGCAGCCAGAGAGCUUCUUGUCAUCAAAGUUGUUUCAGAAAAGAUGCUGCCCUAUCAAGCAGAGUUCUUCAUCCAGCUGAGAGAAGUUGAGAAGGUGCUGCCCUCUUCUGUUCAAAUUGAGAUAAAGCAGGAUCUGCAGAAGCUGUGGAACAAUGAGGCCUUGGAAAUGAUCAACAUAAGCAAUGCCCUGGAUCGUGGAGGCAGAGUUCCUCUGCCUCUUGCAGGACAUUAUGAAGGGGUGUAUGUAAAGGUGGGGUCCAAGAAGUACUUCUCCAAGUGUUUGCAGAGGGUGAUGUCACCAGAGUACCAAAGGGAGUGUGCAACAGAGGCUAAAGUGAAGAUACCUGGAGAAUGCACCUUCUGCAAAAUCCCCAGUAACUGCAUCACCUGGUGCAAGACGGAGCUGUUUGAUCUGACAAAGCUGGAGCCGGAGCCGCCUGCUCCAACGAUGGGCUCUGGGAUCCUAGAGGACGGGGGUUACUUUGACCCCCCAGAGUCUCCCCCAAGCAGAGACUAUUUCCCAGAUUACAUGGUGACGGUGAUUGUUCCCCUGAUCAUUGCCAUCGUUCUAUUUCUGCUGCUGCUCUCCAUCAUGUAUGGCAGGCGUGAGGGACUUGCCAAAAGGAAUGCAAAAACAAACAACAUUCAGCUGUACCAUCACCAAACCAUCCAUGGGAACACUGAGGAGCUGCGCAGCAUGGCCUCCCAGCGGGGGGUCCCCGCCCCUCUGUCCACGCUGCCCAUGUUCAACAGCCGAACCGGAGAGAGGGCUUCACCGCUGCAGUCAGACAGCAUCCCUCUCAUCAUGGCCCAACAGGAACCCUACAGCGACACGCUGCCCAGGAAGUGAAAUGCUGAUGGCGAAGAUCAGUUUUGCUGCAUGUACGUUUUCAGUUUCGG